Messenger RNA from Fusarium coffeatum, 1383 nucleotides. RefSeq lists its product as uncharacterized. The coding region runs from base 1 to 1383 and encodes 460 amino acids. Gene Ontology annotation, molecular function: 2-(3-amino-3-carboxypropyl)histidine synthase activity. Gene Ontology annotation, biological process: protein histidyl modification to diphthamide. Lineage: Eukaryota; Fungi; Ascomycota; Sordariomycetes; Hypocreales; Nectriaceae. The transcript has 2 exons. The record is from RefSeq and is a predicted model, not a curated record.
AUGGAGGAAGACAGACGACAGACCGAUCUUGGCACAGCAGCCGAUAUCGAAGAAGCCCAGCUCGCUCAGGCCAGCCCAUCCCCCGCCAUCGAGAAUGAGACAGAGUCAACCCAAAAUGGGUCGACACCGCUGAAACAGCCAAAGAAGAGAUUCGUAGGAAGAAGAGCUGCUACUGAGGCUUCUGCAAAGAAUGGAUCGUCAGGCGCAUCAGGCGAGAGUGGCGCUGUUCAAACUGCCAAACCUCGAAGAGCGCCUAGGCUAUUGAACCAAGUUCCCAAGGAGAUUCUUGAGAACCCCGAUCUGAAAGCCGCUGUUGCUUUGUUACCGGCAAACUACAACUUUGAGAUCCCAAAGACGAUUCAUCGUAUCCAGACUUCAGGUGCUAAGAAGGUUGCCCUCCAGAUGCCGGAAGGUCUCCUUCUUUUUGCUACCACUAUCUCCGACAUUUUGACCCAAUUCUGCCCAGGAAUCGAAACACUCAUCAUGGGUGAUGUGACAUACGGUGCUUGUUGUAUCGAUGACUACACUGCAAGGGCUCUUGGCUGCGACUUGCUGGUUCACUAUGCUCACAGUUGUCUCAUUCCUGUCGACGUUACCACUAUCAAGACACUUUACGUCUUUGUCGAUAUCAGUAUCGAUGCGACACAUCUUCUGACUUCCUUGGAACGCAACUUUGCUAGUGGAAAGACUAUUGCUGUUGUCGGUACUAUUCAGUUCAACGCCACUAUCCAUGGUGUCAAGAGCAGUCUCGAGCGCGGAGGUUUCCGUGUACUUGUCCCGCAGAUUGCACCCCUGAGUAAGGGUGAGAUUCUGGGUUGUACAUCCCCUCGUCUCAAAGAAGAUGACAAGACCGAUCUGAUUCUGUACCUUGGUGAUGGCCGCUUCCAUCUCGAGAGUAUCAUGAUCCACAACCCUUCUAUCCCAGCAUACCGAUACGACCCUUACUCCCGCAAGCUCACUCGUGAGACCUAUGGCCACGAGGAGAUGCAGUCCCUUCGACGUACAGCCAUUCAAAGCGCUCGCACCGCGCGUAAAUGGGGCUUGAUUCUUGGUGCCCUGGGCCGUCAGGGCAACCCGCACACACUGGGUCUUAUUGAAAAGGAGCUUAAGGCUCGUGGCAUCCCAAUUGUGCAUCUUUUGCUGAGCGAGAUCUUCCCAGGCAAGCUUGCGCUCAUGUCAGACGUCGAAUGCUGGGUGCAGGUUGCUUGCCCUCGUCUGAGCAUCGACUGGGGAUAUGCUUUCCCGAGGCCGUUGCUGACACCUUAUGAGGCGCUGGUAGCAUUGGGAGAGAAACAAGAUUGGGGAGAUGGCGUUUAUCCUAUGGAUUACUACGGCAAGGACGGUUUGGGCAGAACGAGACCUCUGCAGAUUGCAUCAGGUUAG